GGACAUUCGAUUCAAGAUACGAAAAACGAAAACGCCCAGGGAGAAGGAUAUCUCGCUCCUCACCAGAACUGCGAUGAUGAUGCUCCAUCGCCAAAGAGCAGGCUUGCCUCUGCUCUGGACGUCUCUCGCCAGGUGCCAGCAGGCAAGAAGGGGAUCUCUUGUGGUGGCUUCAUUCUCGACAUCGAGGCGUGCUCUGGACCAGAACGGACACGGGCACCCGAGCAACGACGUGAGCGCGCCUCGCCUGCCGCCGCUCUACACGCCUCUCAGGGGUAAGCAUCUGACCGAAGAGCCGAUUCUCAACAAGGGCUCGGCCUUCACGACGGAGGAGCGGGAGCUGUUCCACCUCAAGCACUACUUGCCCUAUGAGCACCACGCACUCAACGUCCAGGUGCAGCGAGCCGCGGCACAGCUGUUUGGGCGUAAUGAGCCCGUGCUGCAGUAUGCCUUUCUGAGAAGUCUUCGGGACCAGAAUCAGGUGCUGUUCUACGCCCUGCUUCAGGCCAAGCUCAAGGAGACGCUGUCCAUCAUCUACACACCCACGGUGGCCGAGGCCAUCAAGCAGUACUCGCAUAUGUUCCGUCGUCCCGACGGCCUCUUUCUCUCCUACCCGCACUUUAAAGAAGGUGGAGCCGCGUACCUCAAAGAUGCAUUGACAGACUACGGCAAGGUGACAUCGGAUUCGAUCGACCUCGUCGUCGUCACCGAUGGCGAGGGCAUUCUCGGCAUCGGAGACUGGGGAGCGGGGGGGAUCCAGAUUGCCGUGGGCAAGCAGACGCUGUACACGCUCGGCGGUGGCAUUGAUCCCAACCGGUGCCUUAACAUCGUCCUCGAUGCAGGCACCAACAAUGAGCAGCUCCUAAAUGAUGAACUCUACCUCGGUUGGAGGAACAAGCGCAUCACUGGCAAGGAGUACGACGACUUUGUCGACUCGUUUGUCUCGACGGCCGCUUCGUGCUUUCCCGAUGCCCUCAUCCACUUUGAGGACUUCGGCAACGCAAAUGCACACCGGCUCUUGCGCAAGUUCCAGCCAAAGUACUCGGUCUUCAACGACGACAUCCAAGGGACUGGCGCAGUGGCGCUGGCGGCACUCAUGAGCGCGACAAAGGUGGCAGGCACGGAGCUCAAGGAUCAGAAAAUCGUCCUUCAGGGUGCAGGUACCGCUGGCCUUGGCAUUACGAACCAAAUUCGAGAUGCAAUGAUCCAGACGCAAGGGCUGAGUCGCCAAGAAGCGAAUAGCCGCUUCUACCUCAUUGAUCGAAACGGCCUCAUCCACCAAGGUCAACAGGGACUGCGCACCGGUCAAGAGGAGUUUGCACGUCCAACGUCCGAGGUUGAGAGCUGGGCGCCAUCCACCUCCAAGUCCCAGGGAGAGUUUACGCUAUUCGAUACCGUCAAGGCAAUCCAGCCCACCGUCCUAAUUGGCACAUCCACCAUUCCUCACAGCUUCACCGAGGAGGUCGUUCGCGAGAUGAGCGCGCAUGUAGACCGUCCCAUUAUCCUGCCCCUCUCGAACCCCACGAGCCUGUGCGAGGUAGACCCCGCCGAUGCGAUGAAGUGGUCCGACGGCCACGCGCUCCUGGCCACCGGCUCCCCCUUUCCACCGGUCUCGCAUGCAUCCAAGCCAGGCCGCAGCGUCGUCGUGGCAGAGCUCAACAAUGCCCUCAUCUUCCCGGCGUUGGGCCUGGGCACCGUUCUGUCCAAAUCGGCAAAGCUCUCCGACAGUAUGAUCGUCGCCGCCGUCGAGGCUCUCGCAGCACUCUCGCCGGCGCUCGAGAAUGAGGACAAGGGACUGCUACCGGACCUCGAGCACGUCAGGGACGUCACCGUGCAGGUGGCGGCUGCAGUGAUGCGACAGGCCAAAGAGGAGGGACAAGCAAAGGCGACAUGGCCCGACGACCUUGAAGGGUACAUCUCCGAUCGCAUGUGGAAGCCCGUAUACCGGGCACUCCGUCCCUUUGAGACGGUUGUGGGUUGAAUAUGGCUCGUUCUGUUCCUUCAUCUUGCCUUCAUCUUGUAAUUAGAAACACUGCAAUGCAGGAGAACAGAGGCUUUCUGCCGGACGCC
Acaromyces ingoldii is the source of this 2067-nucleotide messenger RNA. RefSeq names its product putative malate dehydrogenase. The record is from RefSeq and is a predicted model, not a curated record. NCBI's taxonomy places the organism in Eukaryota, Fungi, Basidiomycota, Exobasidiomycetes, Exobasidiales, Cryptobasidiaceae. Gene Ontology annotation, biological process: malate metabolic process; pyruvate metabolic process. The coding region runs from base 74 to 1978 and encodes 634 amino acids. Gene Ontology annotation, molecular function: NAD binding; malate dehydrogenase (decarboxylating) (NAD+) activity. The transcript has 4 exons. Gene Ontology annotation, cellular component: mitochondrion.